AUGACAGACGCAAAGCGAGGCAGAAAUGUGUCCUUUCACUGCAUCCCCGAAGAUCUUCAACUUCGCAAGGCGUGGCUGAUUGCGAUCAAGAGACGACCUCCGUUCAACAUCAGAACAGCCCGUGUAUGCUCAAACCACUUUAAAGAAAAUGACUUUUUAGUGAACAUUGCUAGUGGACGUAGAUUACUGCGUGAUGGCCAGUGCAAGGCCAGAAAGCCGCCGAGGGCGCGGUCUGUCCCGGGGAAUGAGUCUCCACUUCGCACCAUUUUUCCUGAAAACUGUCCGGCACCAGAGGACAGAGAAAAUGAAAACCCUGUGCAAGACGACAACACAGAAUCAGUCAGUUAUGCUGCAUCUGAACCCACAGAUGACAGUGCAGAGUCGGAAAAGGACAGGAAGAUCCAUAAACUUUGUGAGGAGUUGAGAGUCGCGAGAAACAAAAUUGUGACCCUGGAAAGAAGGGUUGACCUGCUCACAGAGAAGUGCAGACAGCUGGAGCGUGCGUCAGCUGAAUUUUCUUUGAACAAGUACAAGGACAACAAUGAUGACUUCCAAUUUUACACCGGCUUGCCCUCUUACUACAUCUUCAAGCAGCUACUUGAUUAUUUACAGCCUUACUCCACAAAAACAAAACACAAAAGCCGACACUGA
Messenger RNA from Ornithodoros turicata, 651 nucleotides. RefSeq lists its product as uncharacterized. NCBI's taxonomy places the organism in Eukaryota, Metazoa, Arthropoda, Arachnida, Ixodida, Argasidae. Bases 1 to 651 code for a protein of 216 amino acids. The transcript is spliced from 2 exons. The record is from RefSeq and is a predicted model, not a curated record.